Vigna umbellata (rice bean) is the source of this 1002-nucleotide messenger RNA. The record is from RefSeq and is a predicted model, not a curated record. NCBI's taxonomy places the organism in Eukaryota, Viridiplantae, Streptophyta, Magnoliopsida, Fabales, Fabaceae.
AAAAGCUAAUUCUCAGUUGGGGAACUUUGUAGUUAGACUUGCUGCUUCAGCAACAGCAUUGCUUCACAAACUACAAAAGGGCAUACCACCUUGGGUUCCUUUGAAGGGAUUUGAAAAGAAGACGUAUAAGCAACUUCAAGAAGAAGCUAUACAAAGCAAGAGACGUGAUUUAGCAGUAUUGGAUGCUAAUGAUGGUCUUUGGCCAGGAGUUAAAAUUCCAAGCUAUGCUCUAUUUCUUUGGGCUAGUGGCUCUGAACUGACCACUAUUUUGGAACAGGAUCACAUGCCCAACAAAUACAUUCCCAGACAUGUUAGAAAGAAGUUGGCUGAACUCAUUCCAGGGUUAAGGCCAUGGGAAGUUCUGAGCUUAGAACAAGCAAUGGAUCGAAUAACAUUUAAUGGGGAAUGGUACCGUGAGCCUCUUGGUUCCUACACCACUGGUCCCCCCUACCUCCAGCACUGGAAUGAAGAUGUUAUGGAGUUGUAUAAGAUAUUUGAAGAUCUUAAUUCUGAGCUGUGCGAACACAUGGAGAGAUCAGUUGCUGGUUUUGAUAAAAUUAUGGAGAAGGUCAGGGACGAUUUUUUUGCGAGAACUAACAAACUGUUAGAGCAGAAAGACAAAGAGAAAAGAGAAGAACGCAAGAAAGCUGGGUUGCCCGAGUAUUUGUGGCCUGAAAAACCAUUUAAACCUUCAUGAUUUCUGCAGAUCAUAUGGUUCUCAAAUAUUUUUCUGGGGGUAAUAUCUGGUUGAUUCAUUAAGCUACUAUUGCAAGAGGAUUUUUUUUCAUUACAGGGUAAGAUUUUUAGAUAGUGAAAAGUGUGCUGAGAAUGGUAUCGUGAACUAAGAAGGCAAUCUGGGACCUCAAGAUUGUCUUUUUUUGGAGUUGGUUAGAACAUCACUGUUGUUAAAUAUUGGCCUGUAGUGAAUAAUGAAUGCAAAUAUUCCUUAGCUUCUUGUGUUCUUUCUUUCGGAGGCGCGUGACCUCUAAUCAGGAUUCUUUC